Molecule: messenger RNA, 2376 nt
Organism: Bactrocera tryoni
Lineage: Eukaryota; Metazoa; Arthropoda; Insecta; Diptera; Tephritidae
Gene: slmb
Product: F-box/WD repeat-containing protein 11
Exons: 8
Coding region: 1-1539 (512 amino acids)
Molecular function (GO): protein dimerization activity
Source: RefSeq, a predicted model, not a curated record
AUGAUUAAAAUGGAGACUGACAAAAUUAUGGACGAGACCAACUCAAAUUCGCAAGCUUUCACAUCAACAAUGCUGUAUGAUCCCGUCCGUAAGAAAGAAUCAACGCAAAUAUUUCAAAAUGAACGUGAGACCUGCUUAACCUACUUCUCGCAAUGGAACGAAGCGGAUCAGGUUGAAUUCGUGGAACAGCUUCUUGCGCGCAUGUGCCACUACCAACAUGGACACAUAAAUGCGUUCCUUAAACCGAUGUUGCAGCGUGAUUUCAUCACAUUACUGCCGAAGAAAGGGCUUGAUCACAUUGCCGAAAACAUACUCACCUAUUUGGAUGCAGAUUCGCUCAAGUCCGCCGAAUUGGUAUGUAAAGAAUGGCUGCGUGUUAUCUCCGAAGGUAUGCUCUGGAAGAAGCUGAUCGAGCGCAAAGCACGCACCGAUUCUUUAUGGCGUGGCUUGGCAGAGCGUCGAGGUUGGAUGCAAUAUCUCUUCAAGCCGCGUCCAGGCACUACUCACCGGCCACACUCUUUCUAUCGCGAACUAUAUCCCACUAUAAUGAAGGAUAUCGAGAGCAUAGAGAACAAUUGGCGUAGCGGUCGUCACAUGUUACGUCGCAUUAAUUGCCGUUCUGAGAAUUCAAAGGGUGUUUAUUGUCUGCAGUAUGACGAUCAGAAGAUUGUUUCUGGUCUGCGUGAUAAUACCAUUAAAAUAUGGGACCGCACGGACUUGCAGUGUGUUAAGACUUUGACUGGUCACACCGGUUCAGUUUUGUGUCUUCAGUAUGACGAUAAAGUCAUUAUUAGCGGUUCGUCAGAUUCGACGGUACGAGUUUGGGAUGUCAACACCGGCGAAAUGGUUAACACGUUGAUUCAUCAUUGUGAAGCUGUGCUUCAUUUACGUUUCAAUAAUGGCAUGAUGGUAACCUGCUCGAAGGAUCGUUCGAUUGCUGUGUGGGAUAUGACUUCGCCCAGCGAAAUCACCUUGCGACGUGUAUUGGUCGGUCAUCGCGCCGCCGUUAAUGUGGUGGAUUUCGAUGAGAAGUACAUUGUAUCGGCCAGCGGUGAUCGCACCAUUAAAGUGUGGUCAACAUCAAGCUGUGAAUUUGUGCGCACAUUGAAUGGACAUAAGCGCGGCAUCGCGUGUCUGCAAUAUAGAGAUCGCUUAGUGGUCAGUGGUAGUUCUGAUAACUCAAUCAGACUUUGGGAUAUUGAAUGUGGUGCUUGUUUGCGUGUGUUGGAGGGUCAUGAUGAACUGGUACGUUGCAUUCGUUUCGAUUCGAAACGGAUUGUCAGUGGCGCAUAUGACGGUAAAAUAAAAGUUUGGGACUUGGUUGCGGCGUUAGAUCCGCGCGCACAGGCAAACACACUUUGCUUGAAUACCUUGGUGGAGCACACUGGCCGUGUUUUCCGCUUGCAAUUCGAUGAAUUCCAGAUUGUCAGCAGUUCGCACGAUGACACCAUUCUCAUAUGGGAUUUUUUGAACUUCCAACCUAAUGAAAAUGCAUCAUGUCGCCCACCUUCACCUGCACUUACACUAAUGGAACAUUAACGUUUCGCAUUAGUCUAUAAUUUGAAUAACACCCAAAACAAUAAGGCAAUUGACGUAUGACAAAUUUACGCUAAAGUGAUCAUAAAGGGCACAUUUAAUGCAAACAUUAUAACAUAUUAUCAAAACAUAGCAAAAUGUUAAUUGUGUUAAAUUUAACCGAGUACAUUGCAGUAACAUUGAAACUGUAGACAAAAAAAUCUGAAUAAAUUACAAACAAAACACACAAUAUCGUCGUUUGCUUGCCGCGGCAGCUGAUCUCCAAAAGGAUUACAAGAAAAAAUAAUUCAUACGUAAAAAUAUAAAGAAAAUACAUUAAACGCGUUCCACUGAGGCGAAGAAAAAUAAGAGAUUGCAUAAAACAAGUCGUUGAUCUUAAAAGUGAAGUGAACAUAUAUAAUGUAUGAAUAUGUGCUUAUAUGUGCAUCAGCUGACACAUAACCAUUAUUAAAACGCUUAGUAUUAUUGAGAAAAAGAGAAGCAACUGAUAAAAAUAUCAUUUAUUGGGUAAAUGUUAACAAAAUUAUUAUAAUAAAUUGACAUUUAGGCGUUGUAAAAUUACAAAAUCGAAUCGAAAGUGCACUGUAAGUUACGUUGAUGUGGAAACGAUGGGCGAACGGAUGAGUGCGUUAGCUACUCAGGAGAAAAGUAAAGGAGAUGGACGUCAUCAUCAUCAUCAACAUCAUCAUUUAAGCUGAAGCAUACACAAGUAAAACAAUUUUAAUUUGUAAUUAGCGUAGAAAUGUUGAACAAAAUACAUACAAAAAAUCCAAUUAUAUCGAGAAAUUGCAGAGAGAAAGGAAAUAAAUAAAUUGAAUGUAUGAACUAAGACAUACUAUA